ACGCUGUCAAAGAAAAUGGCGAAUUGUGCUAGUAUCGGAGGAAUUGAAAAUUAGUUAAUAAUUUAUUUUAUUUUGUGACCGAUUAAAACAGUUUAGUACUCAACAAGUGUGCCUAAAAAAAAAAUUGAUUUAAUGUUUCAAUCAUAUAAUAUAAAUAUCUCAAGUAAAGUGUGUUUUAACUGUGCGCGUGGGUCAGACAUAUAAAUAAUUGUUUGCCGUUCCUUCGUUCUGGAUCAGGCAGGCUUGAUUAUCCGGGAUCUAUAAAUGAACCAAAAUCAAAUCCAGCAACUCACCUCUCACCUCUCACAGGCUCUUGAUCAAAACUAUGAUGUCGUCAAUAUGGAUGCGGUUCUCUCUGUCAUAUGUGCUCUCGAAGGCACAACGAUCACUAAGGAGCAACUGGAGGCCACCAGAUUGGCGAAGUACAUAAACCAACUUAGACGGAGAACCAAAGAUGAACAUCUUGCCAGACGUGCGAAGUCCCUACUGAAGAUGUGGCGAGAAAUGGUGGGGAUUCAGCAAACGGCUAAUGAUUCUCAGCACCAUCACAGUCAGCACUCAUCCCUACCGACAACGCAAACAUCACAUUUUUACAAGUAUACAGCGGCAACGACAGAAAGCAACUUGGCCGAAUCAGUUGUUCAUCUGCCCAUUUCCCCUUCGGUUCCGUCACACCGAACGAUUUCAGAUCUGCACUCAAAUAUGGAUUCCUCUGAACAGUCACCUGCAGCCCUGCCUGCCCAGCCACAUUCAAAUUUCGCAAACCUUAUUAAUAAUAUAAGCAAAUUUGAACGCGAAGAAAGCAACUCUAGCAAGUCAAUGCAAACUCAUAAGCAACCGCAGCCACAAUUCCAAACUAGGUCUCUUGGACUGCCGCUCCCAUUCAUAAAUGAACAGUCAUUGAAUUCUGUAUCAAUCUCAUCGGAUGUCGGAAAUGAUAAAAGAAGUGAAGCUUCAAUUGUGAUCGAUAUAGUAACUGAUUCUGACGACAACGACAAUGAGAGUGAAAGUACAAUACGGGGAAAAUCCACAAUAGCUGCGUCAACACCUCUCACAAUAUCGCCUGCUCCGUGCAUUCGGCCAAAAAAAUUUAAAAAGGAUAAAAAGCAUAAAGAAAGGGUUAGGUCAAAGUCUUCUUUCUUGGCUAACAACGAAUUAAUCGGACAACACUCCAGAUACAGCGCGAAAGUAAAGGAAGGCCAGUCGCAAACAGCUCAGGCAACAGACUCUGAAAUUUUUUCUCUGUCUAAUAGCUCGAUGAGCUCAAUCUUAUCUGGGGAUGCAGCUAUAUUGAACUCGCAGCAUAGGUUUCUACCAAAUUCAUCAGAGCUGACGUUCACCGGCAGGUUUAAGACAGUCGACCAAUCUAAUAGUUCAAAUCAGGAUAAUUCCGCUCUGCCGAUCGGACAGAAUACCGUAUUCCGACAAAAUGAAUCAGAAAGACCAAUACUUGAAGAUUCAAUUACAAACGACUCGAGUACAUCCUGCAGUCGGCUUUCUCCUCCCACUGUCGAAGAACGCAGAAAAUUAGAUAAAGUUGAUGACUCAAUACAAAUGCCAAUGCCUUCGAUUGGACUUGUCCACGAGUCAAAUAGUAGGACUGACUAUUUGGAAAGCUCAUCAAAGUCUCAAGUUCCUAAAAAACGUGGACGGAAAAAAGGCUCAAAGGGCGUGGACGCUGUAAUUGCCAAGGAAUCGUCUAGCCUGUCGGAGCAAAUUUUUUUUGGCGUUAGUUCUAGUGUGAAAAAGGUGAAGACCACUAAAGAACUUUUCAGUGAAAUUCAGAGCAGGAAAUUAAUCACUGCCGUGCAGUCGUCCACAAGUAAUAUCUCAAAUUCCUCCAUAUCUCGAGAACUGACUACCCGUGCUCCCAUGCCAAGACCAACCUCAUCUUGUUCUGACACGUCGAUCCCUUCGCCACAAAUCAUGGAAACUUUUUUAGGAAAUGUUACGCUGAUGGGGGUUGACAAAUUUUCAAUUAAAAAUGAAGAUGCCGCUAAUACGGAUAGUGACACCAUCACUUCAGAGCCAUCUCAAGAUAGUAACAAGUCGCAGGAAAUUAAGGAAUGUACUUCACUGGACAGCAAUAGCAACUCUCUCCAGAUUUUGUCUCUGGCAAAAACAUCGAUGCACACUUUAAAGUCGGACAGCUAUAGCGAUGUUACCACACAACUAAUGCAUCUUAUUCACAGCAUAAAAGGCCCAGUGAGUGUCUAUGAAGUUGAAAAGUUAUACCGAGCUCAGAUUGUACCGUGCACCUGCCUAGUUAUAGAAGAACUAUCCAACCCUUUGGGCGAGGAAAUCAGUUUAGGUUCGGACAACGUUGCGGGCGAUCCUAAGAGCGAUUCAAAUAAUGAUAACGUUUCUUGUCAUAAAAACCAAGAAGAGCAAUUGCCCAAAAUUGAACGAUUGAGUGACAAUGAUAUUUUAGUUGAUACCCCGGCGAAACCAGUUAGGUCCAUAUUUGACUUGGAUUUUGAUGAGGGCGAAGACCCUUUGCAAUCAAUAAUUAACGAUAUUCGUAUGCCGCCAAUUAAACUGAAAGAGACCAAAGAAAACUCAGAUUUCAAUACCUCCCUUGCCCAUUUACCAUUGAAUAUUGCUCCUCUGGAUGUUGCUAGUGGAAAUAUCGAUGCAGUACAAAAUCGAGUCAACUGUCACAACCAGGAGGGAGAAAACAGUGAAGAACUUAAUGUCGCUAUUCCUGUUUUCACCUGCCACGAGGAUCCAGAUUGCGUUGCAAAGCAAAGGUUUCACGUGCAAACCAACCAAGUGAAUAAUUUUCAUAUAAAUGCGUUACACAACUUUUACAUACCAAAUAUAAACGGCAAUUGGGAUAGCAUCGACUUAUCUAUUGUCUCAGAAUCUACAAUAACCGACUUCCGCAGUACCUACACAGUCACGGAUGGAGCUGACGUUGUACCAAAAUAUGGCUCCCUUACAUACGACCGGAUUAGAAAGGAUCUGAGUUCUAUGACAUUUACAAGAUCUUUCAAGACCAGACACUUCAAAUCGAAAGUAACAGCGUUUCUUGGAGUGGCAAAGUGUUUGCCAACGUGUCGUCUCGCUAGAAGAAGGAUUAAGAAAAAACAAGUUAAAUCCCCGCCGACUCCAUUAACAGUGAUUCCGAGUACAAUAGAAGUUUUGGACCUGUAUCCGGACCACAUGCAGAUGAAAUAUAAUUGUGCUAGUCCACUGAAAGUGGAUGUUGACAUACCAGUUUCUGGCCAUGAAUAUAAUACCGAAAACAAUGUGCAAAUGCAAGUCAAUUUGAAGACCAAGAGCGAUCCAACUUUAAGUUACAACCUUCUAAAAUUGGCCAAUAGCAAGUCGCUUUUUGAGAAAGGUGAGCCAAGCGAUAAGGGCAGUGAAUACGAGAAUAAGAAAAACAGUCGCCUUAGUAGCAGUAGUAGCAGCAGUUGCAGCAACUCUAGCCAGUCUAGCAACUUCAGUUUAAAAAAAAAACAGGAUUCCAUUAAUGAAAAGCUUAGAAAUCAGAGGUCUCAGCGGUACAGAGUCCAAACUAUAGAACCGGCACAAGAGGAAACUAGUAGAAAACGUCAAGAGAAAAAUAUGAAAGCGAUACAUUUUGAAGAAAAUCCACCCAUUAAGCGCAUUAAAAUUUCUUUGAACGGAAAAAUGUCGAACCUUAGCAGUAGCAAAAACAGCAGUUCUAGUGAAAGUGAAUCCGAAACUGGUAUAGAGAACGAUAACGAAGUCGAGAACGACUAUAAAAAUAAUAAUGACGAGGAAUAUGCAGUUGUUCAACGACCCAUGGGUGGCGUUAGCAAUAAUCACAUUGUAAUGACAAUAAAGAAAACACCAAGUAAAAUCAAUUCUCCAGCUAACUCAAUCUCUGCUACUUCACCUAUUAAUGCAUCCGAGACUCGUAACGUAAGAAAUUCAUUUUUUGACUCUAAUCGGCACAAUGUGUCCAAAUCAAGUACUUUAAGCGCUCCCCUAUAUCCAACGGAUUAUAGUAAAAGAGUUUUAUUGUCCAAAAAGAAUCGUCAUCCGAAUCGUCAACGUCGUUAUCGUCUAUCUCGUCGAAAAUCGGAUUUUAAAGGCAGAACUAUUGAUUUAGAGCUAAAACAUUUGUUCACUUGCAAACCCAACCCAGAUCUAAACACCGUGUCCGACAUAAAACUUCAUAAAAAGCUUUUUUUCAAUCAUGAACUAUGCAAAAAGAAUAAUGCAGGCAGAAAACAGAGGAUUUUAAACUACAGCAGUAGUAGCAGUUCAAGCUAUGAUGAUGACGAAAGCGGGUUUACUUCAGAGGAAUCUGGAGCAGAAGCUAAAAAAAAAGUUACUACUUUUGAAAAAUACAGCUUAAAUAUUGAGACUGAUACGAGUGCCGAGAGAACGGUAGAAGAUCCACUUGAAAAUAAAAUUAAAGAGGGUCCUUAUUUAUCAUCGUCUAGCAAUGAUGUUGACGUUAGCGAUAGCCAGAGCGAGGGCGAGAUCGAAAAUCAUGAAGUAUUAGAUGAAGCUGCUGAAAAUGUCGAAGUUGACACACUUAAUGAAGUGUAUAACAAUGGAAUGCUGACAUCUUUUAAUUCGAUAUGUGUUGUAAAACAGAAAAUGAAAGAACCGACGGUGAUGGCGGUCUCGGGCAGUGUCGACGCACCCGUACCACAAUCCACUGCAUCGCUGGCGUCACUGCAAAAUGAGAAUUGUGAUGAUGUGAAUAAUCUAUGCUAUAAUAACAACAAUUUAGAUGUAAUUAAACAUAGCAUAAAUACUAGCUCCAUACUGAAUGAUACCAUUUAUAAAAACGUCAUUAGUAAUACUUCUCCAAGAGUCUUAGCCAACAACUUCAGCGAAUGUAUUGAACAGAAUAUCGAAAAUUCUGAAUUAAAGCCCCAUAUGCACUCCAGUGUUGAGCACCAAACAGGUACUCGACGAACCACCCUGAAAGACGUUGCGUUAUCCUGCUACGCUGAUUUGGACUGUACCCGAAUUCAGAAAUUUAAGGAGUGGCACCAAGUUCUUCAAUUGCAAUCAUAUAAUAAUGAGCCCUUAAUAGUUCUGCCAUACGUUGUGCUUGAAUAAUUUAUACAUUUCACUUACGGAUGAUUUCGGAAGAAAUAUAAAGUAAAUUUGGCCAAUUACAUUUAAUGCUGAUGUGUUCUCUAAAUUCUGUUAAAUUGUUAUGUCCAAUCAAAGCUAUUUUUUCGUUAAUUUAAUAUUUUAUAUUUUUUCAUGAUUAAUCCACAAAAAAACAUAAUAUAAGCAUAUGGACAGAAAUAGUACUUUCGAUUGCAUAAUCACUUGGAUUUCUGUUAAAGUCUUUUCUUAAAAAUAAUUUUUUGUUUAUAUUUUGAAAUAUUUAAGAACAUAUUUAAACAUAAGGUAACAAAUCAAAUGUAAAUUAACUGUAAAUAAAUUAGUUGUACUCUGAA
This is a messenger RNA of Drosophila guanche, 5402 nucleotides long. It is a transcript of the gene MED26, whose product is annotated as mediator of RNA polymerase II transcription subunit 26. Gene Ontology annotation, biological process: regulation of transcription by RNA polymerase II; positive regulation of gene expression. The transcript has 6 exons. Gene Ontology annotation, cellular component: nucleus; core mediator complex; mediator complex. Bases 265 to 5052 code for a protein of 1595 amino acids. Gene Ontology annotation, molecular function: transcription coregulator activity. The record is from RefSeq and is a predicted model, not a curated record. NCBI's taxonomy places the organism in Eukaryota, Metazoa, Arthropoda, Insecta, Diptera, Drosophilidae.